Zea mays is the source of this 2760-nucleotide messenger RNA. RefSeq names its product auxin response factor 8. Gene Ontology annotation, cellular component: nucleus. NCBI's taxonomy places the organism in Eukaryota, Viridiplantae, Streptophyta, Magnoliopsida, Poales, Poaceae. The record is from RefSeq and is a predicted model, not a curated record. The transcript is spliced from 3 exons. Gene Ontology annotation, molecular function: DNA binding. Gene Ontology annotation, biological process: regulation of DNA-templated transcription; response to hormone. Bases 309 to 2444 code for a protein of 711 amino acids.
AAACUCACGGGCCUCAAACUUCCACACAGUGACGCCGCUCCACGCGUACUGGUACUCGUUGCUGUUUCCUACGCGACUGUCCGGCUCCGCACAUCAGCCUGGGGGCCUGGCGCCCUGUCGCUCACUCCCACUCACCGAACGGGCACUUAUAAGUCGCAACGGGGUUUACUCCUGCUCGUUACCGUGAAAAACAAGCACCACCGUAGCUCAGUUACACACGACACCGGCAGACCCGCUCGCCUUCGUCUCCUCCUCCUCCACCUCCCGCUCUCACUCUACUGGCCGGCCCUCGCCUCGGUGCGUUCCCGAUGAUCACGUUCGCGGACCUGACGGAGCCGGCAGCGGCCGGCGCCGAACGGUGCGUGGACCGGCAGCUGUGGCUGGCGUGCGCGGGCGGCAUGUGCACCGUGCCGCCCGUGGGCGCCAGCGUCUACUACUUCCCGCAGGGGCACGCGGAGCACGCGCUCGGCCUCGCCGGUGCGGCCGACCUCUCCGCGGCGCGCGUCCCGGCGCUGGUCCCCUGCCGCGUCACGGCAGUGCGCUACAUGGCUGACCCAGACACCGAUGAGGUCUUCGCCAGGAUCCGCCUCGUCCCGCUGCGCGGCGGGGACGCGGACGCGGACGCGGGUGGCGUCGAGGACGACGCGGCCGCGGCGGACGAGCAGGAGAAGCCGGCCUCGUUCGCCAAGACGCUGACACAGUCCGACGCCAACAACGGCGGCGGGUUCUCCGUGCCGAGGUACUGCGCGGAGACGAUCUUCCCGCGGCUGGACUACGCCGCCGACCCGCCCGUGCAGACCGUCGUCGCCAAGGACGUGCACGGGGCCGCCUGGAAGUUCCGCCACAUCUACCGGGGCACGCCGCGCCGGCACCUGCUCACCACGGGGUGGAGCACGUUCGUCAACCAGAAGAAGCUCGUCGCAGGGGACUCCAUCGUGUUCCUCCGCGGCGACAGCGGGGACCUGCACGUCGGCAUCCGGCGUGCCAAGCGCGGGUUCUGCGGCGCCGGUGGAGGCGGAGGCGACGACUCCCCUGCGGCCGGGUGGGACCAUUACGCGGGCCUCAUGCGAGGGAAUGUGAGCCCGUGCGCGGCCGCCAAGGCACGGGGCAAGGUGCGACCAGAGGACGUGGCCGAGGCGGCGAGGCUGGCGGCCGCCGGGCAGUCGUUUGAGGUGGUGUACUACCCUCGCGCCAGCACGCCCGAGUUCUGCGUUCGCGCCGCCGCGGUCCGCGUGGCGAUGAGGGUGCAGUGGUCCCCAGGGAUGCGGUUCAAGAUGGCGUUCGAGACCGAGGACUCCUCCAGGAUUAGCUGGUUCAUGGGCACCGUCGCCGGCGUCCAGGUCACCGAUCCCAUCCGCUGGCCGCAGUCGCCUUGGCGCCUUCUUCAGGUGACCUGGGACGAGCCGGACCUCCUGCAGAACGUGAAGCGGGUGAGCCCAUGGCUGGUCGAGCUGGUGUCCAGCAUGCCGGCCAUCCACCUCGCGUCCUUCUCGCCUCCGCGCAAGAAGCCCCGGAUCCCGGCGUACCCGGAGUUCCCCUUCGAAGGGCAGCUCCUGAACCCGGCGUUCCCGCCCAACCCACUGCCGCACGGCCAGCACCACCACCAUUUCCUUCACUCCCACUCCCACCAGCACCACCACCCACCCUUCUUCCCGUUCCCGGCCGGCAGUGCUCCUGCAGCCAUACAGGGAGCCAGGCAUGCGCAAUUCGUUCCACCUUUCUCAGAACUCCACCUCACCCACUUGCAGCCGAGCCUGCUGUACCCCAGGCUCCGCCGUCCCGACCAUGUCGGUCCGACGACCCCGAUCCCGGCAAGAGUCAGCACGGACCUGACCAUCGGAGGCGCGGCGGCGGCGGCGCGCGACGACGACGACGACGACUUCCCGUGCGCUCCUCCGUCGACGGGUGCCAACAGGCAGAAGCCCGACGCCAAGCCGGCGGGGCUAGUGCUCUUCGGACGCACGAUACUAACCGAGCAGCAGAUGAGCCGCAGCGGCGCAACCUCCCCAGCGGCGACCGGCAACAGCUCCACGUGCUGGAACGCCGAGAAGGGGCCCAACGCCUCGGAGGGCUCGGGGGGAUCCGGCGUCAUCCAGACCAGCCCGGCCAAGGCCGCGUCGUCGGAGCGGCCGCCGUGGCUCGGGGGCGACGGCAGCCAGCAGCAGCAGGCCUCCGGCGAGCUCGGGCUGGGGCUGGAGCCCGGGCAGUGCAAGGUGUUCGUGGAGUCGGACACGGUGGGCCGCAACCUCGACCUCGCGGCGCUGCGCUCGUUCGACGAGCUGUACGGCCGGCUGUCCGGGAUGUUCGGCGUCGCGGGGGCGGAGCUGCGCAGCCGCGUGCUGUACCGCGGCGCCGCCGGCGACGAGCCCUUCAGCGAUUUCGUCAGGUCGGCGCGGAGGCUCACCGUAUUGACCGAUGCUGGGAGCGACAACCUUGGAAGCUAAACGACGACGAGGAGCAGUGAGAGAGAACCGUUCCAUUCCAGCCGCGAGGGUUUAUGUUCUUCGGUACUGGUACUGUUAGACUGUACUAGUACUGUACAGGUGAGGCCGGGAGCUAAGGUUUUGUUCAAAAUCCGUUCCAAGUCUGAACUCUGAAGACAUAGAGAGAGAGGGAGAGAGGUUUCAGAUCGUAAGGCAGCGCCACCAUGACCAGGCACGUUGCCUUCAUCUCGUGUGUGUCCAUCCAAAAAAUCGCUGUAAAACUUGGGGGGUAAUUAAAACCCUACUAGUACUACUACUACUCAUCUUGUUCCUUGUC